Cuscuta epithymum is the source of this 435-nucleotide messenger RNA. Lineage: Eukaryota; Viridiplantae; Streptophyta; Magnoliopsida; Solanales; Convolvulaceae. The record is from the annotation of a GenBank genome assembly.
UCACUUCCGGCGUCACCCGAAGGUGGGGAGUGCCGCGCUUCAGAAGGAGGGGAAGAAGAUUGCUGCCCUGCUGCCGGGGGCCACGAAGCACGUGACUAUUAAGGAUUCUACUCUCCCCGAGGAUUUGUUGGCUCUUGGCUUCCGGCGAUACCGUUUCUUGGGGGAAAAAGACGAGCAAUACCCCAUUUUCGAAAGAGCCUUCGGCAGUAUAGGAGGCGUUAGCAUGGACGUUUCCAAUUUCGCCGCCCUCAAGAAAAAACUGGCCAAGGAGCCAAAGAAGAAGAAAGAGACGGGGUUUCAAAAACCCGUCGAUGAAUUCUUCAAGAAUGAUGGGGCGUCUCAAGUCCCGGAGGGGGAGGGUCCCUCCAAAGCAGUUGAUUCCGGUGCUGGUGCCGGGGGCUCCAAGGGUGAGGAGCUCAAGAGGAAGAGCUCUGG